CAAGAGACAAGACAGCACUAACCUGAAGCCAUCAUGUAAUCUCUGUCCAGGUAACAUGCAGGCUUCUAAACGCCUGACCCUAUCAGAGGAGAGAUGAGGCACCUAGAUGUUGGUUUACCAUGUGUAGCGUCCACUACAACCACUCCCUUGCUGCCAUGAGCGGAAACGACAUGAUGGCGCACUCUCUGACUCUGGAGCAGAAGACGGCGUUUGCCUUCGUGGGGAUGCUGCUGGUGUUCCUGGGGCUGCUGAUAGUAAGGUGUUUCAGGAUCCUGCUGGACCCCUACAGCAGUAUGCCUUCCUCCAACUGGGCUGAUGGUAUUGAGGGGCUGGAGAAAGGGACGUUUGAGUACGCCCUCACUUAACACAGGGACCCACGCAUCCAUAGAUGUCCUGACAAACAGAACUGCCUGUAGACACACACGUGCAUACGCAAGGACACAAACACAUGCACACACAUGCACGCACACAC
Molecule: messenger RNA, 472 nt
Organism: Scatophagus argus
Lineage: Eukaryota; Metazoa; Chordata; Actinopteri; Scatophagidae
Gene: ctxn2
Product: cortexin 2
Exons: 1
Coding region: 120-365 (81 amino acids)
Source: RefSeq, a predicted model, not a curated record